This is a messenger RNA of Lingula anatina, 2779 nucleotides long. RefSeq names its product vitamin K-dependent gamma-carboxylase. Gene Ontology annotation, biological process: peptidyl-glutamic acid carboxylation. Gene Ontology annotation, molecular function: vitamin binding; gamma-glutamyl carboxylase activity. NCBI's taxonomy places the organism in Eukaryota, Metazoa, Brachiopoda, Lingulata, Lingulida, Lingulidae. The record is from RefSeq and is a predicted model, not a curated record.
GGCACUCAGCUGGGGGAAGCGGAAUGUUUGUACACAACCUUGAAGCUAUAAUGGCAUAACUGUCGCAAUACGCGCCAGAUCAACCGUGGUCAAGUUACUAGCGGUAAAAUGAAGAAAUCAAAGGAAGAAGCGGGCAAAGAGGACAAGAUGAAAAAACUGCUGGGCUUCACCUGGGAAGACAUCAGUAGCUGGAAUGCCUUCGUUCGACUUCUCAGUCGCCCUUCAGACCCUGCCCUUCUUGGGCUGGUACGAGCUUUAUAUGGAUUCCUGAUGGUACUGGACAUACCCCAGGAGAGAGGAUUAGCCAGUGCUUAUGCUAAAUUUGGAGAUUCAUUUGAGUGCAGAUUCCCAUUGUUCAACUUCCUGGAACCAAUGUCUAUGAAGUGGAUGUACCUGGUCUACUUGACCAUGUUGGCAGGUGCCUGUGGUAUAAUGCUGGGUAUGUUCUACCGCCUGAGCUGUCUGAUGUUUGUAUGUUCCUACUGGUAUGUGUACCUGUUAGACAAGACAGUCUGGAAUAACCAUUCCUAUCUCUAUGGUCUCAUUGGAAUACAGCUGCUAUUCAUGGAUGCCAACAGAUACUGGUCAGUGGAUGGCUUACUGAGGCCUAGUAUAAGAAAUGCCCAUGUUCCUUUGUGGAAUUAUACAUUAAUAAGAACACAGUGGCUCUUCUCUAUAUGCAUGCAUCAAUUCAUUCUCACUGAUGAGCAAAUAGACCUAUAUGUAGUCCAUCUUGGUGGGUUAACCAUAGACCUGUUCAUUGGCUUUGUAUACUUUUUUGAUGCCACCAGACCUAUAGGGUUUGUCAUAGGCUCAUUAUUCCAUCUCAUGAACUCACAAAUGUUCAGUAUAGGUAUGUUUCCAUGGACCAUGUUAGCAACUCAGCCUGUAUUCUGUCACAUGGACCUGCCGCGUAGACUCUUCAGAAAAAUGCCAUGCUGGUUGACCCCUGUCCUCCCGCUGGACACCGAGGCUCAGCCCAGUGGUCACUGCCUCUACUCCAAAGAGGUGGUCAAACCUGAGGACCAACAAAACAUUAGAACAGAUGAAAGAGAAAAUGGUCACCAGCCCACAAAAAAUGGCAGUUCUUCCAGAUCUGAAAAUAACAAACAAAGAAGACCACUCUUACACAGCUCACCUCAAUUCUUUCACAAGAUGGCUGCCUUGUGCGUUGUCAGCUAUAUCUCCACUCAGUGUUUCCUGCCAUACUCUCAUUUUCUCACAAAGGGCUAUAAUAAUUGGACCAAUGGUUUGUAUGGUUAUUCCUGGGACAUGAUGGUUCACACAUGGUCAUCACAACAUAUCAGAAUUACAUAUGUUAAUAAAGAAACUGGAGAAGUGGGGUACCUGAACCCAAGGACUUUCACUGGAAGCAAGCGCUGGGCAUCCCAUGCGGACAUGUUGAAACAGUUCAGCACCUGUAUUUUAGACAGAUUGAAACUGUACAACCUGACCAACAUAGAGCUUACCUUUGAUAUAUGGAAGUCCAUGAAUAACAGGUUUCAACAGAGGAUGUUUGACCCCCGUGUGGACAUCUUGACCGCAGAGUGGCACCCUUUCAAGGCCACAUCCUGGCUGAUGCCACUAUUGGUGGACCUUUCUGACUGGAGGGCCAAGAUGGAUGAAAUAGAAGACCAAAUUUAUAACAACACCAACACCACCACUGAUGUGGUCUUUGUGGCUGAUUUCCCAGGACUUCACUUAGAGAACUUUGUACAAGCAGAUUUGGGAAACACAAGCUUGACAGUGUUGAAAGGGGAAGUGGUGGUAGAGUUAGUUGAAGAGAAGAAAAAUAGAUCACUGAAGGAAGGAGACACAAUGAAACUGCCACCUGGUAAAUUCCAUAAUGUCUACACUGUGUCUGAAACCCCCUCCUGCUACAUGUAUCUGUUUUGCAAUACCACAGAGGACGAGUUUCUGAAAAAUGUCACAGAAUAUGAGCAACAACUAGAAAAUGAAAAUAGAAUGCAAGAACUGGCUCAAGAGGUAGAGACUGGGGUGGCAGCCACAAGUAAAGAGGAUGACCCACAAAUCCAAAGCUACAGACAGGCGCUGAAGAACAAACUUCUUCAUCAGAUGAAACAAAACUCAACUUUUUGGCAGAGAAGUAAGCAGUUCUGGGCCAAGAAGUACUCAGUGCUCAAGACAAGUGUGACUAUGACCAAGAUGGCGCUGCAGAGUUUCUGGGAAGGUCGACCCAUGGAGGAGCUGCUGGCUGAGAUGCCUAUAGAGGAUGAUCCAGCUGGAGAUGUUAUGACUGAUGAUGAUGAUGACUACUGAUCAGUAGGCCAAUUAGAAGAUUUGAUAAUUGCACUUUUUUGUAACAUUAUUCAAUAUGUCUAUUUGAAAGAUUCAACCCUUGAAAAAAAGUUUUGAAAAUUGUAAAUUUUAGACUGGUAGUUUUCAAAUAUAUGACACAAGAGUAGGGUAUUAAAACAAACAGGCAAUGUUAGUAUCAUUCAGAAUUAAGAAUGUGCACAGUAUAUUUGUAAGGUGGUGUUUUAAUAUCAUGUCGAUAUUUAUGCUUAUUAUUCAAAACCUCCUAAGGUAUCAUAUGUCAGCCAAAGAAGUUGAAUGUUUGAUAUUGUUGACAACUUUUCCAAGUCACAGUGGACAGCAAAACUAAAGGGAUCAAAUUAUAUUGAAUUGAAACACAAAGUAAAAAGUUAAUGUACCAGAACAUGAUAAGAUGCCAUAAUAGACUAUAAUCUAAGGGUGCAUUCCCAGAGAAUCAGAUCGAUCCAGAGAUUUAGAUUUAGAUUGUCCUAACUCCCUGGGG